AUGAAUGUGAAUAACAUUGCAGUCAUGUUCCACAAGUUGAAUUUCUUAUUCAUGGCGUUUCUCUUAAAAGAAGUGAGUUCCAUCACUGACAUGACUGAAAACGCUUUUGGGAAAAAUAAUAUUGGACUUGUUUCUGCGUUUGGUGACUUUAAUUCCGACGAAUUAACUGAUGCCUUUAUAAUAAAUGGGUCAAGCAUUGAAGUACUGCUCGCCUUUGACAAAGAACCUUUUCUAAGGUCGUCUCUUUAUUGCAAUUUUAGUAACAAUAUAGUGAGUAGCAUAGUGCCUGGUGAUUUUGAUGGAGAUGCAUAUAUGGAUAUACUUUUCACGACCCUAAUACAGAACGAAACGUCUUUGCAUGAAGUGCGAAUAUUGUGGGGUGGAAUGCCUGAACUUAACUGCAGUGAUGCCUUAUUAAUCAAAGCUAUAACAAAAGGCCAACCGCUUGUAAUGGAUUACAAUCGUGACAUGAUUCUCGACCUAUUUGGAAUGAAUGCUCAAAAUGAAAGAGUUUUUUGGGUUUUUGAUCAUUCCAGAUCAGCCCCCAUGGAAAUUUUAAUGGGGAAUGACAAAUACAAAGAAAUUAAACUACCACAUUCACAUUCUUUUUUAGAUGUGAAUGAUGAUAAUGCUGCAGAUUUAUUGGUUACAACUAAAUUAGAUGUUGAAGUCUGGUUAAAUGAAGAACCAAGCGGUUUUAAAUAUAAUAACAGUAUUGAAUUAUUAGUUGGAUUUGCAACCACAUAUGGGCAGGCAUUGUUCAUUGAUGUUGCAUUGUCUGGUGAAUUCUUUUUAGUGCUGCCAGUUUGUUAUGAUCUGGGCUGCAUAAACAGCACUAUUCUUAUCUAUGAUAACAGACAGUGGCAUGAUUUACAAGUUGAUUUCAAUGAUGGAAAAGGCACAUUAUGGCAUUUUGUCCCACCAAGAGAUGAACCAUAUCUUGAUACUAUUACUAUGAGAAGCGGAGACUACAACAUGGACGGGUAUCCAGAUAUUCUCAUGACCCUCACCCCUUCAAAUAAUAAUAAUGAAACUAGAGUCUUUUUAAUGCAUAAUGUUCCUUGCAACCUGCCAGGAUGUAAAUUUCAUAGAACAUUUGAAGUUCAGUGGGAAAAAUUCAAUUCCUUUGGCAGCAAUGUUGUCAUGGGUACCUUUUACGAUUUCUAUAUGGAUGGUGUCCUUGAUGUAAUUUAUGUCCAGAAAAAUAUUACAACCGGGAAUUACAUGAUGAAAGCCUUCCGGAACGAACUUGAGUAUGACACAAAUUUUAUCAAAGUUAUUGUUGUCACUGGAUUAAGUAACAAACGGGUACCCACUAUCAAUGGCACUCUAUAUACCAGAAAAGUUACUUUUGGAACGAAUUUACCAGGGCCUAAAAUAGGCUAUAACACUUGGUCCCAAGAAGGUAACUACAGAACUGGUGUGUGUGCUCAACUACCACAAUCUGCUUACUUUGCAUUACAGUUACCUUAUUCCAUAUUCGGAUUAGACCGGACGCCUAAUUUUGUUGAUACAUUGACUGUGGGACUAUCCGGUUACUCUAAAAGCUGGACACAGAUUAUACCAAACUCUCAAAUAGUUUUAAUCCCAGCCCCUCCUAAUGACCCUGCCCAGUGGAGAGCACAGCUAUUUGUAACACCGAGCAAAGUUAUUCUUAAGAGUGUAUUUGUAUUAACUGCUAUAAUUAUAGUAAUUAUAGGGUGUGUUCUAUACCUACACUGGAAAGAAAGAAAUGAUCGACAGGAUAUAAUAGAAAUUGAUGAUAAAACGUAUGUUAAGCUAUAA
Messenger RNA from Leptosia nina, 1785 nucleotides. The record is from the annotation of a GenBank genome assembly. NCBI's taxonomy places the organism in Eukaryota, Metazoa, Arthropoda, Insecta, Lepidoptera, Pieridae.